Cadophora gregata is the source of this 863-nucleotide messenger RNA. RefSeq lists its product as uncharacterized. Bases 141 to 497 code for a protein of 118 amino acids. Lineage: Eukaryota; Fungi; Ascomycota; Leotiomycetes; Helotiales; Ploettnerulaceae. The transcript is spliced from 2 exons. The record is from RefSeq and is a predicted model, not a curated record.
AUUACAUUCGUGGAGAUUCCUCCUCCGUAAAAUCUCAUAAAGUUGUUUAAAUUUUCUCAUUUCGAUCUAAUCAAAAUUUUAGCAUCCUCUGUCACAGGACGAGACGCUAUCAUAUACCCAUCAGGUCGGCGAAAUUACCAAUGAGCCCAGAAAGUUUACUUCACUUGUCGCUCGGAAGGUUGAUGGUACUCCGUUGGAUGACAUUAUUCUGGGAUUCUGUUUUGAUACCUAGAGAACCAUUCUGCAAGAAAAUCGGAGCCACAGGGCAUGAGUGGCUCGAUAACUUGUCUGAGGAGAUACAUGAUGGGCUUGCCAAGACUCACCAGACCAACAAUCCAGUAUUGAUGGAGAGAAAGUUGCAAGAACUUAAAAGUCGAUUUCCAGACCAGGGACCUUACGUCCUCACUCAUACGGAUCUAUCUCCAGCUAACGUUAUGAUAAAGGAUGGUGAGAUUGAGGCAAUCAUUGAUUGGGAAUGGGCAGGCUAUUAUCCUUGAAUGAUUUCAAAGCCUGGCUGGAACCAGUUCAUGAGGUUGGGGACCUAUUUAGGAGAUGGAUAACAGAGCAUCUCGGCCGCGACGGAUUCUGGAGGCGUCGUGCUUUUUGUAAAUGCUAGCGAUACGGGGGUGUAGUCCAUAUAGGAGCGUUUGGUCAGCCAACUGGGCACAGGGUCAUCAAAAAAGGCUAUGACCCUGAAGAGGAAGCUUGCAGAAAUCAAUUCUUAAUCCCAAUUGAUGGUGAAUAAAUGGGGCAGCAAAGCACCUCGGCCUAGAGAUUUUGGGAUGGACGAAGAGGGGGAAAUUGUCUUAAUGAACUGGAGCCUCCAUAAUUUAUUUCGCAAACCCAAAGUUUUAUAGCAGUUC